GGACCUCGGCGGAAAGAUGGCAGCGCCCAUGGACUGUCUUGAGUCCCUGGAGGGUGAAAGCAGCGCGGGGUGUAGGGCGUCCGGGGUGGAGGUGGCGCUUCCCUCGGACCCCGCGGCUCCCGCCCCACUGUGCCCACACGGGCCCACUCUUCUCUUUGUAAAAGUGAGCCGAGGGAAGGAAGAAACACGAAAGUUUUAUGCCUGCUCAGCCUGUAGAGAUAGAAAAGACUGUAAUUUUUUUCAAUGGGAAGAUGAAAAGUUGUCAGAAGCUAGACUUGUUGCCCGAGAAAUUCAUAAUCAAAGAUGCCAGCCUCCUCUGUCCCGAACACAAUGCAUAGAAAGGUACCUGAGUUACAUUCAGUUGCCCUUGACUCAAAGAAAGUUCUGUCGAAGUUGCCAGCAGUUGCUGUUACCUGCAGAUUGGAAGGAGCAUGGUGAGCAUCAGCUGUCGGCUGACAUCUCCAUCACCCAGCUCGGGAGGCCCAGUCAGCUGCUCUACCCACUGGAGAACAAGAAGACACACGCCCAGUACCUGUUUGCUGAUAGGAGCUGCCAGUUUCUGGCAGGCCUCCUUGCUACCCUUGGAUUCAGAAGAGUGCUGUGUGUUGGAGCACCAAGGCUACACGAGCAGAUCAGGCUAACAGCACCAGGUGAGAAGUCCAACAUGAGGAGCCUUUUAUUGGAUAUUGACUUUCGAUAUUCACAGUUUUACCUGGAAGAAAGCUUUUGCCGCUAUAACAUGUUCAACCAUCAUUUCUUUGAUGGAAAGGCUGCCCUUGAAGUGUGCAAGGCAUUCUUACAGGAAGAGGAAGGCAAGGGGGUGAUUAUGGUGACAGACCCUCCCUUUGGCGGCUUGGUUGAACCUCUGGCUGUUACAUUCAAGAAGUUAAUUGCUAUGUGGAAAGAAGGUCAAAGCCAAGAUGACAACCACAAAGAACUGCCCAUUUUCUGGAUUUUCCCCUAUUUUUUUGAAUCACGGAUUUGUCAGUUCUUCCCGAGCUUCUGCAUGCUGGAUUACCAGGUAGAUUAUGAUAAUCAUGCGCUUUACAAACAUGGAAAGACUGGUCGAAAACAGUCUCCUGUCCGGAUUUUCACCAACAUUCCACCCAACAAAAUAAUCCUUCCAUCAGAGGAAGGAUACAGAUUUUGCUCCCUCUGUCAGAGAUAUGUCUCUCGUGAGAACCAGCACUGUGUGCAUUGUAAUUCUUGCACAUCCAAGGACGGCAGGAAAUGGAGCCAUUGCUUUCUCUGCAAAAAAUGUGUGAAGCCUUCCUGGAUCCAUUGUAACACCUGUAAUCACUGUGCACUCCCAGACCAUUCCUGUUCGGGGCCUAAAGAUGGCUGCUUUAUUUGUGGUGAAUUGGACCACAAACGCAGCAAUUGUCCCAACAUCGGCACCUCUCGGAGAGCUAACAAAGCUGUCAGAAAGCAGAAGCAAAGAAAACGUACUAAGAUAAGAAGGAAGGCACUAAAGGACAAUCCAUGAAUCACACAUCUGCUCCAAGAAGAAGGAAGAGGAGGAAAGGGUCCAUCAAUAUCCUCGCUCCUAAAUGUCCAGUGACUUGAGAAUAAGCAAGAUUUAUAGUCCAACCUUUGAUGCCAUUUCCUCCGAGUGCCACACUGGACUUAAAUCCAGCUACUUUCAAAGGUGUGCCCCUUCCUAAGCCUGGUAAUAGGCAGGUGGCAUUUGCUGGCUGAGUCCCUUCAGCUGCCUCUGCAGACUGGGGAGCCUUCUGCACGAAGCAUGUUACCCGGCUCCCUCUCUACAUGCUUUUCCACUCUUUAACUCCUGACCAGUCUUUAUUUUGGCCUCUUUUGUCUGAAAAAUGGGCAUACAACAUCUGUUUACUUACAAUACCCGAUAGAAACGCGAACGAGAAUCUACAGUUUAUUUUAUGUCGUCAAGCUUGUUUUAAUUUAGGUAUGAAACUCUUUUAAAUGACCAAGCAAUACAUUAAAGCACAUCCGGUCCACAUGUGCCCCAGCUAUACGUGUGACCUAACACCAAGCUCUGUGCACACUUAAAACACCGUGAGACUUUUUGUGCCACUGUGGUCAUGACUUGUUCUCACAGACCUUGAGUAGGAACUUUGUAGAUGAUGUCAUGUUGCAAUGUCAAAAGUUGGACAUGCCCAGACUUUCAACAAAAAGUGUCAUACAUAAUUGUUAAUAGAUUGGAUCUGGAGAUGGUGGGGGAAAUUGUUAUUGAAGCACUGUAAAGAUAAAAGGAUUGUAAUUGUUGUUUUAUUAUUAAAUCUUUAUUUUUCAGUA
Molecule: messenger RNA, 2271 nt
Organism: Mastomys coucha (southern multimammate mouse)
Lineage: Eukaryota; Metazoa; Chordata; Mammalia; Rodentia; Muridae
Gene: Zcchc4
Product: zinc finger CCHC-type containing 4
Exons: 13
Coding region: 17-1486 (489 amino acids)
Biological process (GO): rRNA methylation
Cellular component (GO): nucleolus; cytoplasm
Molecular function (GO): nucleic acid binding; rRNA (adenine-N6-)-methyltransferase activity; zinc ion binding
Source: RefSeq, a predicted model, not a curated record